UUUGCCUCCUUCGAAGCCCACCACACGAACACACGCAGCCAGCGGCGCCCCUCAUCAUAAUUCCCAGAUAUUUCCCGUGCGCUUUUCUCCUCCUCCUCCUCCUUCUUCUAGCUUCCCUUUCUCUCCCGUGAUUCAAUUAUCCCCCACACGCUCGAGAUGCCCGAGGCACCACGAGCCGACGGCGCCGCCGCCGUCCCCGACGUCGAUGUCGUCACCGCCGGCGGCCGCCGCAGGAUCCCCGCGCAUUCCUCUGUUCUUGGGUCGGCGUCGCCGGUGCUGGAGAGGAUCCUGCAGCGGCGUAUGCAGAAGAUUAGGGACAGCGGCAAGCCCGGCAGAGCCGUCGUCCGGAUCCGCGGCGUCACCGAUGACGUCGCGGCGGCCUUCGUCCGCCUCCUCUACGCCGGCAGGGACGGCGGCAACGAGGAGUCGGAGAUGGAGGAGGAACUGGAGAGUCACGCGGAGCAGGCGCUGGUGCUGGCGCACGCGUACGGCGUGCCGUGGCUGAAGCGGCGUUGCCAGGAAGCCAUCGGGUCGAGGCUGACCCCGGCCACCGUGGUGGACGCGCUGCAGCUGGCGGCGCUCUGCGACGCUCCGGAGCUGCACCUCCGCUGCAUGCGGCUGCUGGCCAAGGAGUUCCGCGCCGUGGAGCGCACCGAGGCAUGGCGGUUCCUCCGCGACAACGAUCCCUGGCAGGAGCUUGAAAUCCUCCGCCACCUCCACGACGCCGACAUGCGGCGGCGCAGGUGGCGGCGGAAGCGUGCGGAGCAAGGGACGUACAUGGAGCUGAGCGACGCCAUGGACUGCCUGCAGCACAUCUGCACGGAGGGCUGCACGGAGGUGGGCCCCGUGGGCCAGGCCCCGGCCAAGUCGCCGUGCCCGGGCUACGCGACGACGUGCCGGGGCAUCCAGCUGCUCAUCCGCCACUUCUCCCGGUGCCACGCCCGCGCCACGUGCCCCAGGUGCCAGCGCAUGUGGCAGCUGCUCCGCCUCCACGCCGCUCUCUGCGGCAGCCUCCCCGACGGCCACUGCAACACCCCCCUCUGCACGCAGUUCAAGCGGAAGGAGCAGCAGAAGGAGGCGGAGAAGGCCGGCGACGGCGAUGGCGAUGGCAGGUGGGGCUUGCUGGUGAAGAAGGUGAAGGCUGUCAGGGUCAUGGCUUCUCUCGGCAAGAGGAGGAGCCCCACUCAGUGCUGAUCGAGUGCUGUGCAAUCGCAGCACCUUAGCCUGGCUCCUGAGGCCCUGAGGCAAGUUAGGGAUAGCUAGAUGUAGCGUAUGAUUGUACCGAAGUGGGCUGUUUCGUUGGCCUGUCGUUGAGGUGGUUUCAUUUCAUCUCUCUGUUGAGUAGUGUACAUCAGUUCUAUAUCCCUGUAGUAUUCUUUUGUGAGGUGAGAGGAAAAAGGAGGGAAAUUUGAUGUAAAAAUCUGCCUGUGCUGUAAUAGCAAAAUACAGUAUGUGAUUAAUCACCUUAGCAGGAAAGGCAUGCAUUCUUUUGUCAAAA
Messenger RNA from Brachypodium distachyon (stiff brome), 1498 nucleotides. Its product is annotated as BTB/POZ and TAZ domain-containing protein 1. The coding region runs from base 157 to 1194 and encodes 345 amino acids. The record is from RefSeq and is a predicted model, not a curated record. The transcript is spliced from 5 exons. NCBI's taxonomy places the organism in Eukaryota, Viridiplantae, Streptophyta, Magnoliopsida, Poales, Poaceae. Gene Ontology annotation, molecular function: protein binding. Gene Ontology annotation, cellular component: nucleus.